CAUUUGAAGAAUAACAUGUGUUUUCUGCAUCUGUUCUCAGGCCAGGAGGACCCGAACAGCCUGCGGCACAAAUACAACUUUAUUGCAGAUGUGGUAGAGAAGAUCGCCCCUGCUGUGGUUCAUAUUGAAUUGUUUCGCAAGCUCCCUUUUACAAAAAGGGAGGUUCCUGUAGCUAGUGGUUCAGGCUUUAUUGUCUCAGAAGAUGGACUAAUAGUAACAAAUGCCCAUGUGGUUACCAAUAAACAUAGGGUAAAAGUGGAGCUGAAGAAUGGUGCAACAUAUGAAGCCAAAAUUAAAGAUGUUGAUGAAAAAGCAGAUAUCGCACUAAUUAAAAUAGACUUUCAGGGUAAACUGCCAGUCCUGCUACUUGGUCGAUCUGCGGACUUGAGGCCUGGAGAAUUUGUGGUUGCAAUUGGAAGUCCAUUUUCACUCCAAAAUACAGUGACUACUGGGAUUGUUAGUACUACCCAGCGUGGAGGAAAGGAAUUGGGGCUUCGGAACUCUGAUAUGGAUUACAUUCAGACAGAUGCAAUUAUCAACUAUGGGAACUCUGGAGGACCUUUAGUAAAUCUGGAUGGUGAAGUGAUUGGAAUUAAUACUUUAAAAGUUACAGCUGGCAUCUCAUUUGCAAUUCCUUCUGAUAAAAUUAAAAAGUUCUUAACUGAAUCUCAUGACAGACAAGCUAAAGGAAAAGCAGUAACUAAAAAGAAAUAUAUUGGCAUUCGAAUGAUGUCACUCACUCCUAGCAAAGCUAAAGAGCUGAAGGAACACCAUAAAGACUUUCCAGAUGUUGUUUCUGGGGCCUACAUUAUUGAAGUAAUUUCAGAUACGCCAGCGGAAGUUGGUGGCCUGAAAGAAAAUGACGUGAUUAUAAGCAUCAAUGGACAGGGAAUAAUCUCAGCCAGUGAUGUGAGUGACAUUAUUAAAAAGGACAGUACACUGAACAUGGUUGUACGCAGGGGCAAUGAAGAUAUUAUGAUAACAGUGGUUCCUGAAGAAAUUGACCCUUAAUCAGAAACAUGAGCUGGAUUUCAUGGUUUCUUUUAGCAACAGUGGACUGCUUACAUAAUGUCUGUGCUGGUACAGGAAACAUUAGACUUUUGACCAACGUUCUGCUUGCUCAAAGGGAUAGUAUUGGCCAACAACACCAAUGUAAUGUCACAGAUACUCCAGAUGAUGAUUUUUUUCCCUUCUGUAUUUUAUGUAUGCAAUGUAUUCUUUACUGGCUAACACAACUGUUACUGCUUAACCAGUCAACAUUUUUUCUCUGUCAUUCUUUCAAUUGAGACUUAAAACUCAUGCACACAAUGUGUGUUGUGGUGAUCAGGUAUAAGUAGGAUAGUUGUUCCUUUAACUGGAAAAUACCAUUGUAAUGGGAUUGUGGGAUAAAAACAUGUUUGGAAAAAUGUUGGCUUGUAAACGCAAAAUCAAAAUAAUCUUUUCAGACCCAUGCAGAGUUUUUACUACUUCAAUCUUUUCCUAGUGUUAUUAAAAUAAUUCUACAGUA
This is a messenger RNA of Pelodiscus sinensis (Chinese soft-shelled turtle), 1507 nucleotides long. Lineage: Eukaryota; Metazoa; Chordata; Testudines; Trionychidae. The record is from RefSeq and is a predicted model, not a curated record.